CCAGGGUCGGUGCUGCGCGCCCGGCGAGCCGGCUGUGUAUUUAGCGCCCGGCGUGUUGAAACGCGAGCAUUUCCUCACUCCUCUCCCCGAACCACACCUCGGCCAGGGGCUGAAGUUCCCAAGGAAACUUUCCUCCUCCUCGACCCAGAGAAGGCGCCCGAGCCCGGCGCGCUCAGAGGGGAAGGUGCUGCCAACACAGGCUUUGGGCUGGGGAUCCCAACGGCGACCUACGAUCCUGAAAACUGAAAGGAAAGGGACUUCCCCCCCAGUUCCCCUGGGAUUCGCUUGCGGAGACCAAUAUACCACCUGCUCCAUGGAGUGACUCCGAGCAGGGCCUGUGCUGCCGUUUCUUGUGUGUGUGUCCGUCCGUCUGUCCAUCCACCCUCCCAGGGAAAGUGGGAGCAAAGCCGGGGGCGGCAGAGCCGGGACCACAUUGAGCAGCGGGAGCGAUCAGGAAGCAAAAAAGAAAAACUGGAAGCCUCUGCGAAUAUGAGUGACUUUUGGCACAAGCUGGGCUGCUGCGUAGUAGAGAAACCCCAGCCGAAAAAGAAGAGGAGGCGAAUUGACCGCACCAUGAUAGGGGAGCCAAUGAAUUUUGUACACCUGACGCACAUCGGAUCGGGUGAUAUGGCAGCUAACGAGGGCCUUCCCAUGACAGGUGCUGUUCAAGAGAUGAGAUCCAAAGGCGGACGGGAGAGGCAGUGGAGUAGCUCCAGAGUCUUGUAGCUCUAUGCACAGAGUGUCCCAGGCUAUGUCAGAGCCCACACUUGAAUUGCCUGCGUGCCAGUCAGGCGGAAAUACAAAUAUUUAGCGCUUUAUUCACUCGAUAACUUAUGCAAACUGAUCCCAAACGUCAUGAUUUUUUUUUUUACGUGUUUCCUCAGCAUCUAAUAAGUUUCACCAAAAGUGCAAUGUGGGUUAUUUUUUUUUCUUUUUUUUUUUAAAUACUGAAAGCUCCUGUCCUAAUGGCUCCCCCGUGUGAAUCCCAACAACUUGUGUUUUGUUGCAUUUGGGUGGUUGGUUUUUUUUUUUUUUUUUUUUUUUUUUUCCCAGAGACUUCAAACUUUAUUCAUACUUAUAAGCACAAAAAUAACAGCCAAGCGCCGGUCUAGUCAACAAUCUUUCAACACUGCAGUGAAGAAUGGAAAUAUGGAACCGUGAAACUCUCAGAGCACUGCUUGGUUCCACCUUGGCAGGGUGGGGAAAGGACACAGCGAAAACAUGCGCAGGCCUUCAAGUUAUAAGAUCUUUGGAAUCGGAUCCAAUCCAAGGGCAGAUGAUCAGAAUCCCUGUAAGAGCAAAUCACUACCUGACCACCAAUGUGUUAGACUUAACUGGUCUUCAGUAGUUCCGGCAAAUAUUCAUGUCCAUGGCUCUAUACAGCUUAGUUAGCCGAGCUUUAAGGUAGGAAUAUUCAUGGGUGAUGGAGGGCAUAGUUGGUAGAGAGUGGAACUCUGGAAUGCUAGUCCUGCUUGUGACACACAUUUCUUUGGCAGAUCGGUCUUAAGAGUUUCUGAAUUCAAGGCCUUACGCCUAUAAUUUAAAAGGUCUCCUGUAAUUUUGGCUCCCAACUUGAGGCGGGUUGGGGUCUGAUUUUUCACAGGUGCCAAGGUUCUGGAGUUUGAAGGCUCAGUCCCACUGAAAAUCAGGCUCUUGGUGUUGCAAACGGAGCACCCAGAAUUAAUAGGCUAGCUCUCUGCCUCAGUUUCCCCCGCGUGUAACUACAUUCCUACCUCCCAGGGCUGUUGUGAGGAUUAGCGUUCUGCAAAUUGCUGUUUGUGAUAUGUAACAGGACUAUUAGAAGGGAUGGAUUUACCCAGCGGCCUUGAUGCUUCUUUAGGUGCACAGUGAAAGUUACAACGCAGCCAUCAGCAACUCCAUGGGCGUACUUAGAGAGACAUGUUAAUGGACGAGAUCUUCAGUGGUGGUCUUCAGGUGCCUCGAUUUUCAAAAAGUGUGGUGCACCACUGAAAAACCAGCCUUCCUAAGGUCUCGUGGUGUGCCUCCAAAAACCCACAUCACUUUUCAGCCUGUGGCCUUCAAACCUGUCUGGGAGAGUUGUCUGUGAAGAGAUCAGGCCUGUAAGAAGUGGUACAUAGCCCUACAGUUACGGAAUUUUUGUUUUACAGAUGCCAGCGGGGCACAAACACAAACAUGCAUGGGGUUUUGGUUUUUGCUUUUGCUUUUAAGAUCGAGAGCGAAUUUAAAAGAGCUUUCCACUACAUGUCUGCAAGACUGUCCUAACGCUGUGGAAACAGACAGAGGCCCUGGAGACAGAUUGCUAAAGGUGAACUGCCUAGCAAUGAUUCAGCAUCACCGCACAAACAUGUCUGCAGAACUGCAGUUACUGCCUCUUUCUGACUGAGGUGUCUUCCAGGUGGGAGUGUUGGUCUUCAAAGAAAGCAUACUGAGAUAUGAUUGAAUGAAGUGUGACCCUGCCAGCAGAAACUGGUCACACCCAAGGUCACUGGAGAUAGUCUUAGCUGUUCUCUGAGGGGGCAGAAGGUGUAAGGCACAUGGCGCCGGCUGUGACGAUUCCAAGGGGAAUAAGAGGGCUUUGGCAGCUCUAAGUUUGCAAAUUUUCUUCAAAGUGUUCAUCUCUGGAUCUCUUCCCUACAUCCACCCUUGACUCUAGUCCCCUGGCACAAGAGCAAGCAGAUGAUUUGCCUUUCGUCUAUGGGGCGCAGUGCUCUCCUUUACCCCGGCUUACAGGGAAUCUGCCCAAGUCACCUCUUCACUGGAUUGAUUCCCGUGGAGUUCAGUGCCAUGACUUUUGAUUUAUGACUGUGAGCAGGAGAGCCGGUUCCUGGGAGCUGCCCAGGUGUCAGCUGGCAGAGCAUUCGGUCCAUAGCUGUCCAAAGGAAGAGAGCUGCCCUAAGGGGGAAGGGUUAAAUCUUGGAACAGCAAAGAAAUCCGUGGCACCUCAUCGGAUAUGCCUCUGUGUCGCUACAGCUGUACUUCAGGCUUCCGGUCAAGGAGGAGGGUAGUCUGUUAUUGCUACCAUGGACAAGAGCUGCUGUGGUGAAUAACAGUAAAAGCAUCAGGGUGGUCUACCAAAUGGCUUGGAUUGAGAGCACGACUCCUGAGGAGUACCCGAGUUCUGUGGAGCUUGCUAGCCUCUCCUUUCAACAGCCUUGUUUUGUGAAGGGCCAGACGGCUUGAGGAUCCUGGUACGGAGCUGCUCAAAUUCUAGGCUCCUCCUGCAAAUUCUGCCAGCUGUUUGGUGAGUGUCUGCCCCAGUGACACAUGCUGCUGAUGGUCUUUCCGGCUAGGCCUGUGUUUGGAUGCGCUAUGACAAUUGGAUUCCCCUCUGGAACAGAGUGAAAGACCCUAGCUUGGCUGCAUAUUGUAGGAAGCUUGCCCUGCUGCAGUCCCUGUCGGGGGGAAGAUGUUCUCCAACAGUCUGGUGCCUUUUAUCAGCAUUACAUUUGCCCCUAAUUUAGGAAAAAUAGCCUGGAUCAGGAACUCUCAGUUGACGGAGGCACUUUUUCGCUGUCCCAACAUGCUUGUGGGUUAGUAAAUUGCAACCACACCCCUUUGAGUAUCAUGGCUUCGCUAUACACAUGCACACUCUAGUCAAAGGUGUUUUUGCUUGAUGUGCUAGACUCUCUUUUGCCAGCUUAUGAAAGGUUUUAGGCCUAGUUUGCAUUGAAAGCAGAAGAUAUUCUGGAUGAAGCUGCAAAAGCUGACGCACAAGAUAAAUUGAUUCUUCUGCAGAAAACUAGUCCAGGCUUUUUCACUGAUUUCUUCCCUCCUCCCCGCGCUGCUUUCUGUGGUAUUUUAUAAACAAACUGCAGGUGCCGAUUCAGUUUUCCCCAAACCUGAAACUAAAACUUUUGUGCUAGCCGGAGGGAGAGUGUCUUUCGAACUGCCAAACCCAUUUGUUGCCAUGGAACAUUUGUCGAAAUGGGGGUGCUGGGGGGAUGGUUCGCCCUGAAGUGGAGUCUGUUUGAACAGUGACAGUCUCUGCAUUUUUUAUUUUUAUUUUUUUUAGUCCUGUUUGUACAUUGGAAAGCUAGAAAUUUACAUAAAAGAAAAUUUAGCUGAGGCUCUGAAAGCCUGAUGCAAAAGCAUCUUGCUUGCCAUCUAGCAUUCCUACAGUCAGGUUCCAGUCAGAUGAACAUGCCUUCCUCUCUUAGCUCAGUGGAAAUUCAGAGUGCCUCCAUAAAGCCAGAGUACUAUUGAUGGCAAUACUGGAUUUACACUAGUUGAAAUGAAGGCAGAACCUCGCCUAGAAUUAGUGGCAUUUCACACAACAGUGUAGGAAACGCGCAAUGUUGAUACCCCUCUGAUACAAUUUUGUUGCAAAAUGCACAUCUAUUUUUUGCAAACUUUCAAAAUACUUUAAAUGCUAGGAGCAACCUGAUCUCAAUCACACAGGUGCCGAUCUGACCUGGACUCCACAAAAGUCUCUCCAGAUAUACCCAAUGGAUAAAAAUCAAAUCUCACUCUGUGGGCUUUUAAAAAUAUUCAGUUAGGCUAAAUCAUAUUAUAAACCUCAUCAAAUGGAUUUCUGUAUUAGAUUAUUGUAACUGGAAAAACAUUUAAGUCCAGUUCAUGUUUCACUAUUUAUGCAGUCUUGAUUACUUUGUAUGUUUCUCUCCACACUGAAAAUAGACCAUUGUUCCCCCUUUUGAUCUGUAAUCCGUUUUAGGUUUAUGUUCACCACCACAAGUGGAAUGCUGCAGUGUUUUGCAACCCAAAUAUGGCAGGGCAAUAUAAUGUUUGUGUGGUGGUUUUUGUGUGUUGUUUUCAAUGUUUUCAAUUUUAUUUUCUAGCUAUGCAUGAAUCUUGGUUUAUCAAAGCUUGUUUUUAAACCAAACCUGGAUUCUGCACCCCAGUUUGACCUGCCAGCACACCACUGAUUGAAAAUUAUCCCCUUCCUACCAAACUCUCCGGAACCUAGUAACAAUGCAAAACCCUUUCUAACCAUGUUAUGCAUGUCUGUUUGCACUGAGAAACAAAUGACCAAUGUUUCUACAGUCUUUAAUUGAGACAAAUUUCCCACUGAGGUUAACAAGCACCAUGCUCUUACUGGAGUCAAGGGCCAAAUGGAAUGUGCUCAUUUUAAGGUCCACAUUCUCCUCCUUUGAAAUCAAUGGGAGGAAGGGGGGAGGGGGUCCAUUGUUUCCCCUGGGAACAAGCUUUAGCAUUAAAAGCCUGAAGCUAUGAGAGGGGUACACAGGAGGGGCCUGAUUCUCUGUUGUCCUGCAUGUUGUGUAUUUAUUUACAAGAGUACAAAUGUUGCCAAACAGAGCAGCAGUGACCUAUGUAUGCUUUGCUCUGGUGUAAAUGACUGUACAUAGUGCAGAAUGACGGAGAAUGAUGUUAUUGUGUCCUAUGUGAGGAGGAGGCAGCAAGGAAUCCUUUACUUACACAUUUAUUUAUCCUCAAGAGUUUCCCAAGGAGUAGAGGAAAUUGCAAGAGAGAGAUCUGGAAGGUCUUGAGCCAGAGACCACAAUUCCUAUGGAUAAAAUAAUCCAACCAACCAUCUCAACCAAUGUUCUAGAAGUCUGAUGGCUUUUGCUGCUCUGCCACAUACUUCCUUUGCUGGAACAGUUCUGGCAAAGACAAUGUCUCUUACUUUCUCACUUUUUAGGAGAACUGGGUCCUGGACCUCCAUUACUAGAACACCCCAAAUUCCCACGGAACUUUGGAGUGUGCAAGUAAUGGAGGAUGUGUGGAUUUUUGUUUUGUUUUUUGUCACAAACAAAACAUGACAAGAUGGCUAAGGAGGAAGAAAUUUGCUCAGAAGCUUUGCCAAAUGAACAUGCUGAACUAUCAUGUAUUUUAAAAAGCUUGACUAUUGGCAGAGGAAGAAAAAGCACAGGACUUAUCAAAAGAAUCUGGCUCAGUUUUCCAAUAACUUGAUUUUUUUAAUAAGUAUUUUGAUGUAAAAUUCUAGCUCCUGCACAAACUAUGGAUUUCACAGCUGGACUGUUGAAAACAAUCACGCUGAUAGAAUAGCUGGGCUAUUCUGAUGUUAGUAGCUAGAAAUAGUUUUUUUAAACCAAGAAAUGCAUUGCAUAUAAAAAGGUAUCACUCUACCAAAGACGUUUAGCACUGGGAAGCCAUAGCAAUAGCUAUUCGGUGGAUCCCUCUUACAAUAAAUCCAAAUACACUGAAAUGUAUUUAUCCUAAUAUCUGCUGUACUGAGGCACUGUUGUAGAGAAUUUACAAUGAUGUUCUGCUGUGCAAAAAGGUUUUAUGGGGGUUGGGGAGUGUUUGUGGAACAGUUGUACAGAAAUAUCCUUCUUUCUCUUUUACACACCUUAACUUUUCCUACAAAGUAUGUGUUUGAAAAUAAAAAUUAAAAGAUGUCUGUUUGUAUUGACAGUCCUGUUUUGUGAAGUCGAAGGUUGAAAUGCCCUUCUGUCUCACCCCCCCCCUCACCCUUUAUAAAUAAACUCUAACUCUGUUCCAUAAUCUUCAGUUGCUACUAUGAAAUAUUUAUACAGAACAUAAGAUGCCCAAGUGUAUGAAAAAGGUGGCAUUCUCAUUCAUAAAAGAUUCAUCGU
Messenger RNA from Pelodiscus sinensis (Chinese soft-shelled turtle), 6518 nucleotides. Lineage: Eukaryota; Metazoa; Chordata; Testudines; Trionychidae. The record is from RefSeq and is a predicted model, not a curated record.